Messenger RNA from Malassezia japonica, 1299 nucleotides. It is a transcript of the gene RPF1, whose product is annotated as Ribosome production factor 1. The transcript has a single exon. Gene Ontology annotation, biological process: maturation of 5.8S rRNA; maturation of LSU-rRNA. The record is from RefSeq and is a predicted model, not a curated record. The coding region runs from base 1 to 1299 and encodes 432 amino acids. Gene Ontology annotation, molecular function: rRNA primary transcript binding. NCBI's taxonomy places the organism in Eukaryota, Fungi, Basidiomycota, Malasseziomycetes, Malasseziales, Malasseziaceae. Gene Ontology annotation, cellular component: preribosome, large subunit precursor; nucleolus.
AUGCGCGGACGUGCGGCGGGGGAGGAGGACGACGCGCCGAAGCGGCGCAGCGGCAAUGUGUCGCACAUUGGAAACAAGCACAAGCGGCAAGAUGUGUACCGUGAGUACCGCAAGGAGAAGCGCCGCGAAAAAUUGCAGCGGCGUCUCAAGACCGCCAAGGAGGAGCGGACCUCGGCGGAGGGCAAGCAAAAGAAGAAGGAGCGCCUGGCGCAGAACAAGACGCGCACCAUUGAAAACUCGCGCACAUACAAUCCGACGGUGCUGAAUGUGCCGAACACGCACGAGGUGCCGGCGUGGAUGAAGCAGGAAAAGGCAGAGGCGGCGCAGGAGGCUGGGGCGGAGGACGACGACGACGACGACGACGACGAGGUUGACGAAGACGAUGAAGAAGAGGACGACGACGACGACGACGACAAAGACAGCGACGAUGAGCAGCCCGAGGAAGUCCAGGAACCCGAAGCGGCGCAAGAAGACCUGCCGGACCUGGUCGAUCCCCACCAAGCCAAGUACGACGUCGACGCGGAUCCCAGCGCACCGCCUGCGAUCCUUAUCACGACGUCGCUCCCGUCCAACUCUACAUCGCCGCACCUCGCGUCGGCCAACGCACGCAGCCACCCUGCCGAAGCCGUGCGCGACUUUGUCAAGGAGCUCCUCAACGUCUUCCCCGGCGCCGAGUACCGCCCCCGUGCCAAGGCCAAAGGCGCGGGCCUCGGCAAGAUUAGUUCCUGGGCGCGUUCGCGCCGUUACGAUGCCGUGAUGGUCGUCGGCGAGUCGAACAAGAAGCCGUGCACGCUCACGCUCGUGCAGCUCCCGCUGGGUCCCACGGCGCUCUUUCGCCUGACGUCCAUCUCGAUGGGCAAAGGGAUCUAUGGCCAUGCGCGGUCGACGGGCCACAGCCCCGAACUGAUCCUGAACAACUUUACGACGGCGCUCGGCCACCGCGUCGGCCACAUGCUGCAGCACCUCUUCCCCAAGGUCCCCGACCUCGAAGGACGCCAGGUGGUCACGGCGCACAACCAGCGCGACUAUGUCUUUUUCCGGCGGCACCGCUACGAGUUCCGCUCCACGGAAAAGGCGGCGCUGCAGGAGAUCGGCCCCCGCUUUACGCUCAAGCUCAUCUCGAUGGCCGCCGGCCUGCCCAAGGGCGCCGGCGCGUGGAACGGCCGCUUUGUCGACGACCUCGAGACCGAGGCGCCGCCCGCCGACGAGGAGGACGUCGAGCACGCGGCGCCCGACGACGGCAUCGAGUUCAAGUGGAAGCCCAAGAUGAGCGCGUCGCGCCGCAACUUUUACCUGUAG